Messenger RNA from Pisolithus orientalis, 240 nucleotides. RefSeq lists its product as uncharacterized. The annotation marks the transcript as partial. The record is from RefSeq and is a predicted model, not a curated record. The transcript has 2 exons. NCBI's taxonomy places the organism in Eukaryota, Fungi, Basidiomycota, Agaricomycetes, Boletales, Pisolithaceae.
UCAAUGGCAUCCCUACAGAAGCACCCAAAGUAUUGGUUUACAGAUGGAAAUAUUGUGUUUCAGGCAGACAAUGCUCUCUUUUGCCUUCAUAGGGGGGCACUGUUUGUCCACUCUCCCACUCUGGAGGGUAUCUUCACACUCCCAUCUGGGGUUGUGAAUGAUGGUGUGGAUGAAGAGCACCCCAUUAAACUUCCAGGAAUCUCAGGUGGAGAAUUUGAGCACUUCAUAUCAUGGAUGUAU